Angiostrongylus costaricensis is the source of this 600-nucleotide messenger RNA. NCBI's taxonomy places the organism in Eukaryota, Metazoa, Nematoda, Chromadorea, Rhabditida, Metastrongylidae. The record is from the annotation of a GenBank genome assembly.
AUGGGUUUCUUACAACUUGGCGAAGUGGCAGAAUCUAAUGAGUGUUACAAGAAAAUACUUACUACACAGGCAACCAAUAUCGAAGCCAUUGCCUGUAUCGCCACUAAUUGCUUCUAUGAUGACAAACCGGAAAUCGCAUUGUGCUACUAUCGACGCAUGGUGCAAAUGGGCGUUAACAACGCCGAACUCAUGAUGAAUAUUGGACUGUGCUGCUUUGCGUGUCAACAGUUCGAUUUUGCCUUAUCGUCAAUUCAAAGAGCCCAUUCAACGGCAACGGAAGAAAUCGCAGGCGAAAUAUGGUACAAUACAGGACAUUUAAUGCUGGCAAUCGGCGAUACUCGACAAGCAAGCCGUUGUUUUCGAUUAGCACUCGCUGUGGACUCCGAACACGGUGAAGCUAUGGUAAACUUGGGAAUUCUGCAACAAAUGGAAGGAAAACUCGACCAAGCACGUUCACUCUAUCAUUCAGCGAUAUCCAAAUCGCCUCAUCUAUUUGAGCCUCACUUCAAUCUUGCCUUACUAUGUACUCAGGUUGAUUUCAUUCUUUUACAGCAUCAGGUAAUAGUAGGUACUCCCAUAGUCGUCGUUCCUCUAACUUAA